AUGAGUUCAGCUCAGAGAGGUUGGAUUGUGGCAACCAGUGUUGGAGUUGUGGAGGCCCUGAAGGACCAAGGGGUGUGUAGGUGGAAUCACGCUUUCAAGUCAGCUCAACAUGUGAUCAAAACCCAUUUUGGAUCUUUGUCAAGGGCAAAGAACCUUUCCUCUUCUGUUCUGGUUUCUACUUCUAGCAGACUAAAGGUACCAACAAUUAGAUCCUGGGGUGUGGCAACUGGGGUUGGAGUUGUGGAGGCCUUGAAAGACCAGGGUAUCUGCAGGUGGAACCAAGCUAUAAGAUCAGCUCAACAGCAUCUCAAAACCCAUGUCGGUUCAUUCUCUCAGGCUAAGAAACUUUCUUCCACUUCUACUAUGGUCUCCGAAAUAGAGAACACAAAACAGUCAGAGUCAUUGAGGAAAGUGUUAGGAUCAGAGUACCAGCAUAAAUACACACAACUAAAAUAG
Molecule: messenger RNA, 456 nt
Organism: Sphenostylis stenocarpa
Lineage: Eukaryota; Viridiplantae; Streptophyta; Magnoliopsida; Fabales; Fabaceae
Source: the annotation of a GenBank genome assembly